Molecule: messenger RNA, 277 nt
Organism: Didymodactylos carnosus
Lineage: Eukaryota; Metazoa; Rotifera; Eurotatoria; Philodinida; Philodinidae
Source: the annotation of a GenBank genome assembly
AUGAUAUGCUCAGCUCUCGGUCUUUGGCCAAAGAAUUCUCGAACUUCUCAAUCGAAGAAGAGUUCAACAGCAUCACAUACGACGGCAAGUGCAGAUGAAGAACAAGAGAAAGAGAGUGAAGUUGCCGAAAUGGAUUAUGCGACAAGUUCAUUAAUAAAUGCAAAUGAUAUUGAUGUGGGAAGUGGUGAUGAAGAGAAGGAGGGUGUAGAGAGUGAGGAGAAAGAAAAUGAAGAUGAAAAGUGUGUGAAUGAUGAUGAAUGUGGUGGUGGUGAUGAAG